AAGCACAAAACUGGUUUCACACAGCAACAGCAAAAGUCCAUGUCAAGCAAACACUCCUCCCUAUUCACUAAAACAAACAGUCAGUCAAGACCUGACUCAGAUUGUACAUACAUUCACAGAGGCAUAGAGAAAUCUAAUCCUCCUCUUGAAGGAUAAGGCAAAAUGGUAUCCCAGAGACUUCAAAUCCUGGGCCUCGUUCUGGCACUGAUUGGCUUUGUGGGCACCAUCGUCAUCUGUGGUUUACCAGCAUGGAAGAUGUCGGCUUUCAUCGGAGCCAACAUUGUGAUUUUCCAGGUCUACUGGGAAGGCUUAUGGAUGGAUUGCGUGGUUCAAACCACAGGCCAGAUGCAGUGUAAGGUCUAUGAUUCCCUCCUUAUUCUUCCUGUACAUCUGCAGGCAGCUCGAGCCUUGAUAGUCGUCGCCCUUGUUGUUGGAAUCUUUGGAAUUAUCGUCACCAUCAUCGGCGGCAAAUGCACCAGUUUUGUACAGGAUGAGAGUGCUAAGGCUAAGAUCUCCAUUGCUAGUGGGAUCAUCUUCAUCAUCACAGGGAUUGUCGUUCUUAUUCCUGUGUGCUGGACUGCAAGCGCUAUUAUCAGGGACUUUUACAACCCUGCCAUCACGGAUGCCCAAAGGAGGGAACUGGGACCCUAAUUUACAACUGGAAGGGUGUCCAAGGGGAUACACUUGUUGGGCAGUGGUCUUGCCCUGCUUGGCUGGGUGGGCGUCCUUCUCUCCUGCAUCAUACCAAUGUGGCGUGUGACUAGCUUCGUGGGUGCAACCAUUGUUACCUCUGAGGUCAUGUGGGAGGGCAUCUGGAUGGCCUGUGUGGUGCAGAGUACAGGUCAGAUGCAAUGUGACCCUUAUGACUCCAUGCUGGGGCUCAGCUCUGAUCUGAAGGCAGCUCAGGUCCUUACAGUAGGAUCGCUUCUGACUGGCUCACUGGGUCUCAUACUGGCCUUCAUUGGAGGAAAAUGCACUCGUUUUCUCGACUACGGUGGUGGAGCUGCAAAAGGUAGAGUUGCCACUGCUGCUGGCGUGGCACUGAUCAUUAGUGCCCUGCUCUGUCUGAUUCCUGUCACAUGGGUUGCUGUCGCUGUGGUCCAGAUCUUUUACAACCCGCAAAUAAUUGACGCCCAGCGCAGAGAGAUUGGUUCAGCUAUCUACAUUGGCUGGGGCGCUUCCAUCCUUCUCUUAUUGGGUGGUGGUAUGCUCUGUAGCACUUCCUGUUCCCAGAAGGCAGAAGAAGACAGCCCUUCAGUCAACUACAGGGUUGUAUGUUCAUCUGAAGCUGGAUCUAGCGUCAGAAGUUCAAGGCAGGUCCGAGUCCACAGUCCAAGCCAGAGCAGAAAGAUACUGGCAAAGUCUGAGAGCAGUGACGGAGCUCCAGUCAAUCAGCAGCAGCACAAAACAACCUCUGAAGAAUCCAAGAAGAGCAAGACAUCAACCGCAAUGAUACAGUCUGAGCAAAGUGAUGGGCCAUCUACAAAGUCCCAGCUGAAUCACACAGGCCCUGAUCACAGCCUGGGAUCUUCUGAAAGUGAGGCUGCUUCUGCAUGUCCUGAGAAGACCUACAUAUGAUCUGGAAAGACCCUGCAACAGCAUCUUCCUAUGCAUCAUAGACAUAUUCAAACAGGGAUUUUAAUGAAGAUAUAAUCACAAAAUUGGACAUUCUAAUAAAGCAUUGUGUAUUAAUUUGCACCAUUGAUGGCAUUUCACAAGUCUUCACUGGUACCUCAGGGUGUAUUGAGAUAUCUUGUUAUUAAUAUGUCAUUAAUUAACUUCUACAUUUGUAACCAAGAUAGAUGCUAAAGCAACAACAUAUACACAGUGAAUUCAGCUCAAAGAUUUUCAAGUUGAAUUGAUAACUAGACAGAUUUCUUAAAAGAAGGUAUGACGCAAAUGUUAAAUGUCCAUUAACAGUCCGUUAACAAAUGUUAAAUGUCCGUUAACAUUAAUUAAUUAUGGCAUAUUUGGGGCCGCCACCAGUACACUGUGUGGUGUAUGUGUGUGUGUCUGUGUGUGUGUGUGUGUGUGUAUGUAUAUAUUCUUUUCUGAUUUAAUGCAGCAAUUUUCAUUCCAAAUUAUAUUACUGACAACAAGUGAAAAGACAAGUUAGAAGAAUCUUUGAAAUAUUUACAUGAAUUUCAGAGUUUCUUAGUAUUUGGUCUGUUGCCUUUUUGCUUGAAUGACAUUGUGAACUCAGGCUGGCAUGGACUCCACAAGUCUGUGCAAAACAUUACGAUCCAUUUUAGAUCAAAUCCAUGCUUCAAUAGAAGAGAUUAGACAUGACGAAAAUCUGACCUUUUGUACAAAGCAGUUAACAUGGUCAGUAUCACAUAUUUGCUUACAUUUAUAUAGAGA
This is a messenger RNA of Pangasianodon hypophthalmus (striped catfish), 2361 nucleotides long. It is a transcript of the gene cldn30, whose product is annotated as claudin 30. The transcript has 3 exons. Gene Ontology annotation, cellular component: plasma membrane; bicellular tight junction. Gene Ontology annotation, molecular function: structural molecule activity. Lineage: Eukaryota; Metazoa; Chordata; Actinopteri; Siluriformes; Pangasiidae. Gene Ontology annotation, biological process: cell adhesion; bicellular tight junction assembly. The record is from RefSeq and is a predicted model, not a curated record.